AUGACUGAUGGCGAGGGAAGAGAGCACUUUCACUACCUGGAGAGCGAGGAGGUGAGGGUACCGAUUUCGGGACAGGGAGAGGACCCCGGGGAUGAGGAGGACGGAGGCUGCAAUGUGAACCCUGCUCAGGGUAGUACUGGUUCAGGGGAGUCCGGUGGCCGUGAUCCAGCUCCGGACCUGGUCUCGGAUGAUGAGGAGCAGUCCCCUUAUCCGGCCCUCGCUCCUGUGGUCUUCUUCUGCCUCAAACAGACCACUCGUCCUCGCAAUUGGUGUCUCAGGCUGGUUUGUAACCCUUGGUUCGAGCAUGUGAGCAUGCUGGUCAUUCUCCUGAACUGUGUGACCCUGGGUAUGUUCCAGCCCUGCGAGGACAUCAAGUGCCAGUCUGACUGGUGUAUCAUCCUGCAGGCAUUUGAUGACUUCAUUUUUGCCUUCUUCGCUGUGGAAAUGGUCAUCAAGAUGGUAGCUCUGGGGAUUUUUGGCCAGAAGUGUUACCUUGGUGACACGUGGAAUCGUCUGGACUUCUUCAUCGUGAUGGCAGGGAUGAUGGAGUACUCGCUGGACGGCCACAACGUCAGCCUGUCGGCCAUCCGCACCGUGCGUGUGCUCAGACCCCUCCGCGCCAUCAACAGAGUGCCCAGUAUGAGAAUACUGGUCACUCUGCUCCUGGAUACCCUGCCUAUGUUAGGCAACGUCCUGCUUCUGUGUUUUUUUGUGUUCUUUAUAUUUGGAAUUGUUGGAGUCCAGCUCUGGGCAGGUCUGCUGAGGAACAGGUGUUUCUUGGAGGACAAUUUCAAAACGAUGCACAACCUGUCCUUCCUGAGUCCGUACUACAAGCACGAAGAGGCGGAGGACAACCCCUUCAUCUGCUCCGCCAAUAGGGACAACGGCAUGCUGCGCUGCCACGACGUGCCCCAGCUCCGGGAGAGCGGGGCCGACUGCCAGCUCAGCAUGGACUAUGUCAGCCCAAGCCACUACGGCCUGGAAGGGGCCAGCAAGAAUGGCUGCAUCAACUGGAACCAAUAUUACAAUGUAUGCAAGGCCGGGGAACUCAACCCGCACAAAGGGGCCAUUAACUUUGAUAAUAUUUGGUACGCUUGGAUCGCUAUUUUCCAGGUGAUCACUCUGGAAGGAUGGGUGGACAUCAUGUAUUAUGUUAUGGAUGCACAUUCCUUUUACAAUUUUAUAUAUUUUAUAUUUCUCAUUAUAGUGGGCUCCUUCUUCAUGAUCAACCUGUGCCUGGUUGUCAUCGCGACCCAGUUCUCCGAGACCAAGCAGCGGGAGAACCAGCUGAUGCAGGAGCAGCGGGCGCGCUACCUCUCCAACGACAGCACGCUGGCCAGCUUCUCGGAGCCGGGCAGCUGCUACGAGGAGAUGCUGAAGUAUAUCAGCCACCUGUACCGCAAGGUGAAGCGCCGGAUGUCGCGCCUCUACAACAGGUGGCAGAACAAGCGCAGGAAGAAGGUCAACCCCAACAGCAUCGGCGGGGUCGGUGCCGGGGGCUCCAACGGCCACGGCCGGCGGUGGGGCAGCAAGCGGCGGAUCCGCUCCAUCCACCACCUCAUCCACCACCACCACCAUCACCACCACCACCACUACCACAUCAGCAACGGCAGCCCCUGCGCCGACCCGAGCAGCUCGGAGAUCUGCGACUCGGUGGAGAUGAAAACCGUGAGUCCCGGGGCCCAGCUCAUGCUGGCCUCUCCCGUGGCCAGCCUCCAGGGCCCCUCCCCCGCGGCCCAGUCGGUGCACAGCGUCUACCACGCCGACUGCCACUUUCAGGGCCACCAGGUCCGGCGCAAGUCUUCCGGCAUGUCAGGGAGUGUGCGGCUGCUGGGAGGGCUCAAUGGAGGCACAAACUAUCCCACCAUCAUGCCCUCUGUCAUCUGCAACUGCACCAGCACCAACACCCGGGGCAAGGGCAAGAAGGCGGCUGCCCACGCCUUGAAUCUGGGCAGAGGCUCCGCAAGCCUUGGCGGCAUGGACCCCUACAGCAAACUGCAGCAGUUUGUGGGGGAGCACGGUGUGUGCCGGGGUUCUGGUCACCUCUCGGGGGUUGGAUUGCCGUUCCAGAUAGCGGGGGCGGUGCCCAGCCGGCUGUCCUGCGAGCUGAUGAACUGCCCCUACUGCGCCAGGGCGCUGGAGAACCCCGAUCAGGAGCUGAGCGACUCGGACAGCGCUGGCUCAGAGGCCGAUGGCGUGUACGAGUUCACCAGGGAUGUGCGUCAUGCGGCAGAGGGCAAGGCUGAGCGGUCGCGCCGCCACAGGAAGCCCAAGGAGAGGAACCACGUGGCCCGCUUCUGGGACAACUUCAGGGACAAGCUGAAACGGAUUGUGGAGAGCAAGUACUUCAACCGUGGGAUUAUGAUUGCCAUUCUGAUCAACACCUUGAGCAUGGGCAUUGAGUACCACGAGCAGCCUGAGGAGCUGACGGAUGUCCUGGAGAUCAGUAACAUCGUCUUCACCAGCAUGUUCGCCCUGGAGAUGCUACUCAAGCUGCUCGCCUUUGGCCUCUUUGGUUACAUCAAGAACCCCUACAACAUCUUCGACGGAAUCAUUGUUGUCAUCAGCGUGUGGGAGAUCAUCGGCCAGUCAGACGGGGGCCUGUCGGUGCUGCGGACGUUCCGCCUGCUGCGUGUGCUCAAGCUGGUGCGCUUCCUGCCGGCGCUGCGCAGGCAGCUGGUGGUGCUGAUGAAGACCAUGGACAACGUGGCCACCUUCUGCAUGCUCCUCAUGCUCUUCAUCUUCAUCUUCAGUAUUUUGGGAAUGCACCUGUUCGGAUGCAAGUUCAGCGUGAGGAUGGAGAAUGGAGACACCGUGCCGGACAGGAAGAACUUUGACUCCUUGCUGUGGGCGAUCGUCACUGUCUUUCAGAUCCUGACUCAGGAGGACUGGAACGUGGUUCUCUACAAUGGCAUGGCCUCCACCUCCCCGCUGGCUGCUCUCUACUUUGUGGCCUUGAUGACCUUUGGAAAUUAUGUCCUCUUUAACUUGCUGGUGGCUAUUCUGGUGGAGGGGUUUCAAGCAGAGGGAGACGCAAAUAGGUCAGACUCCGACGAGGAGAAAAUGUCGACAAAUUUUGAAGAGGAGGAGAAGAUGAGGGAGCUACACUCCUCAGAGAUGAAGAUGCAGUCCUUGAUGAUCACGCCCAACGGACACAUGGAGCCGCGUGCCAGCAUGCCCCCGCCCAUCAUCAUGCGCACGGCCGCCACGCCCAUGCCCACUCCCAAACCCUCCCCCUACAUGGACUCGGUGCAUACCUACUGUGACUCCCGCCGGGGCAGCAGCGCCUCGGUUGACCCAAACACCUGUGACCAGAAGUCCCUGUCCAGCCUGCGAAGCUCCCCUUGUCCCCCGUGGGGUUCGGGCAGCAACUGGGGCAGCCGGCGUUCCAGCUGGAACAGUCUGGGCCGGGCCCCCAGCCUAAAGAGGAAGACCCAGUCCGGGGAGCGGGAGUCCCUGCUGUCGGGCGAGGGCCGGGGCAGCUCGGAGGACGAGGACUCCGACGGGGGCAAGUCCAGCAAAACGGGCAGUGUGAGCGGCGCCUCGCUGCAGAACCGGGCGGAGUCCCUGGACCUCCCCGAGCUGCUGCAGGUGCCCGUGUUGCGCCCGCCGGGCGAGCACUAUGACUGCAACGGCAAGACCCUGCACCUGCCCCCUGACUACCUGCACAAGGACGACCCCGACUACGAGGAGGACAUGGAGGAGAGCUACUGCCUCCGGAUCAAGAAGCUGCUGGAGCCCUAUAAGCCUCAGUGGUGCAGGGAUCACGAGGAGUGGUCACUCUAUCUGUUCUCGCCACAGAACGAGUUUCGCGUGACGUGUCAGAAGGUCAUUGCGCACAAGAUGUUUGACCAUGUGGUCCUGGUGUUUAUUUUCCUCAACUGCAUCACCAUAGCACUGGAGAGGCCAGACAUCCUCCCUCACAGCACGGAGCGUGUGUUUCUCAGUGUCUCCAACUACAUUUUCACUGUGAUCUUUGUUGCUGAAAUGACUGUAAAGGUGGUGGCUCUGGGCUUCUACAAUGGGCCCAACAGCUACCUGCAAAGCAGCUGGAAUGUCUUGGAUGGGUUGCUGGUGUUCGUGUCCAUCGUGGACAUCAUCGUGUCCCUGGCCUCAGCGGGAGGGAACAGGAUCCUGGGCAUUCUGAGAGUGCUGCGCCUGCUGAGGACACUUCGGCCCCUGAGGGUGAUCAGUCGAGCGCCGGGCCUCAAGCUGGUGGUGGAGACGUUGAUAACAUCCCUUCGCCCCAUUGGCAACAUUGUGUUGAUCUGCUGCGCCUUUUUCAUCGUCUUCGGAAUCCUGGGGGUGCAGCUUUUCAAAGGAAAGUUCUACCACUGUGAAGGAUUUGACACGAGGAACAUCACCAACAAAUCUGAUUGCCUGCAAGCCAACUACCGCUGGGUACGGAGGAAAUACAAUUUCGACAACCUUGGACAGGCCCUCAUGUCGCUGUUCGUUCUGUCUUCCAAGGACGGCUGGGUCAAUAUUAUGUAUGAUGGCCUGGACGCUGUGGCAGUGGACCAGCAGCCCAUCCGCAACCACAACCCCUGGAUGCUGCUCUACUUCAUCUCCUUCUUGCUGAUCGUCAGCUUCUUUGUGCUCAACAUGUUCGUGGGUGUGGUGGUGGAGAACUUCCACAAGUGCCGGCAGCACCAGGAGGCCGAGGAGGCGCGGCUCCGCGAGGAGAAGAAGCUGAAGCGCAUGGAGAGAAAGCGCAGGAAAGCCCAGCAGCGGCCAUACUACGCAGACUAUUCCCCCGCCCGCCUCUACAUCCACACACUGUGCACCAACCACUACCUGGACCUCUUCAUCACCUGCAUCAUCGGGAUCAACGUGGUCACCAUGUCCAUGGAGCAUUACAACCAGCCCAAGUACCUUGAAGAAGCUCUGAAAUACUGCAACUAUUUCUUCACCAUUGUCUUCGUCUUUGAGGCGCUACUCAAGCUGAUCGCUUUCGGCUUUCGGAGAUUCUUCAAAGAGAGAUGGAACCAGCUGGAUCUGGCCAUUGUUCUGCUCUCCAUCAUGGGGAUCACGUUGGAGGAAAUCGAGAUCAAUGCCUCCCUCCCCAUCAACCCCACCAUCAUCCGGAUCAUGAGAGUGCUGAGGAUAGCAAGAGUGCUGAAGCUUUUGAAGAUGGCGACAGGGAUGAGAGCUCUGCUGGAUACAGUGGUGCAGGCCUUGCCACAGGUGGGAAAUCUGGGCCUGCUCUUCAUGCUCCUCUUCUUCAUCUAUGCAGCCCUGGGGGUGGAGCUAUUUGGGAAACUUGAAUGUAAUGAUGACAACCCCUGUGAGGGGCUGAGCAGACACGCCACAUUUGAGAACUUCGGCAUGGCGUUCCUCACCCUGUUCAGGGUGUCCACGGGGGAUAACUGGAACGGCAUCAUGAAGGACACUUUGCGGGAGUGCAGGAGCGAGGACAAGCACUGUCUGAGCUACCUGCCGCUCAUCUCGCCCAUCUACUUCGUCACCUUUGUGCUGAUCGCUCAGUUCGUGCUGGUCAACGUGGUGGUGGCCGUGCUGAUGAAGCACUUGGAGGAGAGCAACAAGGAGGCCAAGGAGGAUGCCGAGAUGGACGCCGAGAUUGAGCUGGAGAUGACGCGCCGCCUCAGCACCACCUCGGGGGGGAUGACCCUGGGGCCAGAGAGCAGGGCCACCUACAUGGGGCCACGCCCUGACUCACCUGGACAGGGUGAAGCAUUGCUCUCUGCUCAGGAGAAUCUGCUGUCGGUGCGAAAAACGUCUGUGUCCCGAAUGCACUCCUUGCCCAAUGACAGCUACAUGUUCCGCCCGGUGAGGCCAGCUAACGCCCCCUACCCGCUGCCAGAGGUGGACUCUCAUGAAGGAAAUCCAUGCUUAGGCUCUGUCACCUCAGUCAAUUCCCAACCCUGUGAGGGAAGUUCCCUCCUGCGGGUUCCAGGGGCGUCUCAUCGUGCCAGCCCUGCCUCUCUGUAUGAGAACAGCAGCCUACCCAAGAUACCCCCACCUCGACUUACCCCCGCCCAUAGCAUCAGCAAGCCACUUCGAAGACAGGAAGCAAUCAAGAAUGACUCCAUUGAUGUGCAAAGCUGUGACUCCAAAGACAACCUUGAGCGGCAGUCCAGCGACAGUCUGCAUUUAAAAGUGCCCGGGCCAGGAAACGUUGUCCUGCCCGUGCCACGAAUAUCAGCCCCCAGCAGCCCCCAGGCCUCCCCCCUGCUCCCACCACGUAGCCGCACCUCCAGUGUGCACACACACCGCCAGGUAUAUAGCCAGCACAGCAUCCCCAGCCGGCCCGCCAGCCAGGCCAGCAGCAGCAGCAAUAGCGCCAGUCCCGGCAACUCCAUGUUCGAUUCGGCGGACCCGGCCGACGAGGAGGUUCGCCACAUCAACAGUUCUGCUGAAGACUGGAGAGGGGAACACCCUGAUGUCCGCAGUCACUCCCUCUCGCCCUAUACCCCUCCCAGUGCCCAGAUGCCGCCAUCACUGAAGAACUGCAGCAGUGCCACCAACCUCCUGGGUGGUAGCGUCAACGAGAAGGACCUGAAGAAGUUCUACAGCGUGGACACCGAGGGCUUUCUGGCCAAGCCCACCUGGGCCGACGACCCUCGCCGGCACUCCAUUGAGAUCUGCCCCUCCAUCGAGGACCACUCGGCCUUUGAGCAGCCUGCGGAGGACCAGAGGCGGGCCUCCCUGCACAGCCCACCCGUGUCCCCCGGUCACUUGACCGUCCACAGGAAGAAGAAAAUGAGUCCCCCCUGCAUCUCCAUAGAGCCGCCCCUGGAGACGGAGCUCUCAACACCUUCGGCGUCCCUCACCAAAAUUUCCGAGAGCAGCAUGCUGCUGCGGAGAAGGACGCCCUCCUGCGAGUCCACCCUCCAGCGCGACUCCCUGGACCUGCUGGAACCCCCGCCCCUGCCCCUCGCCGAACCACCCCCCAAAGUGGAAAGGCGCCCCUCUUGCCGGAACGAACACCUGAACAUUCCCCAGUUCUCGUUUGACCAGUCAGACCUGAGCUCUCUGAGUAGCAUGUCAGACAUCCUUUCAGACAGUGACCAGUCCACACACUCCUCCUUUGAUACCAAACUAGAGGGUGGGGCUAAUACAGAGGUCAGUAAACGGGACCACCUACAGAUUUGCCCAAACGAUGGCCUAGAGAGCAGCAACCCGGCCCUGCUCAGUGUGUCCAGGAGUCCCCUGAGAAAGAGAGGGCUGAUCCGCAUGGCAAGCACAAGAGAUGAGGAUAUUGAGGAUUCAGUUGCAUAGCCGAAGUGUUUGAGGCAAACUAUCUGGCCACCUGUAGUGUAAGCCAACCAGGAAUGGCCACUGCUGACCACCCAUCCCUGGAAACUGCGCUUAUGAAAAUCCCAGGAGCCUGGUUUACUACACGGGAUAUGCAAUUUCAGUCUUUAGAAUGGAACUUGGCAACCUAUG
Megalops cyprinoides (Indo-Pacific tarpon) is the source of this 7410-nucleotide messenger RNA. RefSeq names its product calcium channel, voltage-dependent, T type, alpha 1H subunit b (gene cacna1hb). Gene Ontology annotation, cellular component: voltage-gated sodium channel complex; plasma membrane; voltage-gated calcium channel complex. Gene Ontology annotation, molecular function: voltage-gated sodium channel activity; low voltage-gated calcium channel activity. Gene Ontology annotation, biological process: membrane depolarization during action potential; positive regulation of calcium ion-dependent exocytosis; calcium ion transmembrane transport. The record is from RefSeq and is a predicted model, not a curated record. Bases 1 to 7242 code for a protein of 2413 amino acids. The transcript is spliced from 34 exons. Lineage: Eukaryota; Metazoa; Chordata; Actinopteri; Elopiformes; Megalopidae.